AUGCAACCUCCGAUUUGUAACCCUAAGCCUCAGAAUCACCACCUCGAAUUUCUGAAACCUCUUCUCAAUGACUCAGUCAAGCAGUUCUUAUUCCAGUAUCGUAACGGAAGAAGCCAUUUCUCCGAUUUUGAUUCCAUCUUCACUCGUGUCCUUCACGAUCUCUCCGACCCACCACCUCUCGAGCUCCUCUGGUUCUAUUCCGCGAUCAGAUUCCACUCAUCGAAGCUUGAUUUUGAAGACGAUUCCGUUAGGUUAACUUCGAGUUUCUUCCAGUUGUUAGUUUCUUUGUCUGAUUCAUUCUCAGGCGUAAAGAGGAUAGCUCUGUUAUCUCCCGUUGUUUACCAGCUGAGUCGUUUGGUUCAUACUAAGAGGAGUGAUGCUUCGAGAUUGUUAGAUGGGAUUGUAAGUUAUAUUAGCAUGUAUUGCUGUGUCGAUGAACAAUAUGGGAGUGAAGAUGAUUUGGUAAUGGUUUCUGGGUUUAGUUUUGCUGAUUUGAUUCGUGUUUGGGUUGUUGAUGAAGUUGAUGAGGAUUGUAGAGUGGAGGAUUGUUUGGAGAUCUUCAUGCCUUUUGUUAGUGAAAGAUUGAGUAAAGAGAUGAUGAAUUCUGAGUCAUGUAGUGUUGGUUACUUAGCUGGAAUCGUAGCUUCUCAGGUUUUCUUGCUCAGUUUAUGCGUGAGAUUUGAUUCGGAGUUCAGUAGAUCUGAUUCCGAGAUAGAAAAAGAUCUUCGGGAAUAUGUGCUUCAGAUGAUUUCUGGGUUCCAGAGUUGCUACUUUUUUGAUGUCAUUCUCAAGAUGCUGCUGCUGGAACCAUAUCAGCAACUAAGUUCACUACUGGGUCCAGGAGAUGAAGCUACUUUAACGGAAAUCAUAAGAGAAGCUGUGAUUCAAUCGGCUGAGAAGCUAUUCCUCAACCCUGAAAAUGGAACUUCACAGAGAAGUUUACACUUGAAGAACAUCGCUGUUAACUGGUUAUUUCUUUUUGACAAUGCUAUGGCUUCUCUAAGGAGAAACAAAGAUCAAGAUGAGGAAACUAGCAGGUACAUGAACAUGUUCUCCACUUCGCGUAUUCCUUAUCACUUGAUCAAUUGGGUAAUAAGUCAAGGUGAAGUGAUUAGAGAUGCAGAAACACUGUUAGGCUUGACGCCCGCAUCUUUCAUCGAAUGGCUUGUAUCACUUGAAGAUCAAGGAGUAAGGGUUUUCGACUGUGACCAUUCCAAGAACUAUGCCAAAGCUGUGAUUCACAGAUCAAGAUCAGAUUUCAGUCUCGAAGCCACAUUGCUGAAACAACAAGAGGAGUUUGGUCAAGAUGCAGACAUGGCUGAUGAUCACAUUGCGUCAUCUAUCUCAAUCCUCAGAAGCAGCAGUACAAGAAAGCGUAAAGAAGCGAGGCAUAAUAAGGAGGGAGAAACGAAAGUGAAGUUCUUCAAACGUAGACACGGCAACCUUCAAGAGAACUCCAUUUUUCAACCUUUUGUCUUCGCCGGUAGUUUGGUGAAUGGGACUGAGGUUGAAGUUUCAGACAUGGAGCUAUGA
Molecule: messenger RNA, 1533 nt
Organism: Arabis nemorensis
Lineage: Eukaryota; Viridiplantae; Streptophyta; Magnoliopsida; Brassicales; Brassicaceae
Source: the annotation of a GenBank genome assembly